GACAAUCAAUUCAGUCUUCUCUGAGACGGGGACCCUUCAAAGCGAGCAGGAACAAAAAGAAUAAUAAGAACAACAACGAAAAGGAAGGAAUACACGGACGGAACCAUUAAAGAAUAAAUUUGCAGAACAACGUAUAAAACUGCCACAAAACACGGGAGUGCAAAAAGUGUGUGUGUGUGUGUGUAUGUGUGACCAAGAAGUUCUGUAAUAAAAACAAAAUAAAUGAUAAUCACCAUAAAUUAGCAAUCAUUUUUUUUGAAAACUGAAAAUUUACAAAAAAAUACUGCCAUUGUUUGUUUGCUCGAAAACAACUAAAAGAAAAAUUAUUAAUAAUUGCUUCUUUAAAAAAAAAGAUAAUUUGUUUUGUAUUUUUCUGUGAUUACAAGAGAAAAAAAACAGCAACAACAUUUGAAAUCUGAUUUUAAGCUUCUGAACUGGUGCAGCCGUCACAAACAUCACAAACGGCACCAACACUAAGUAUUUCACCACACGAACGUAUUUAGAUUGGUGCAGUCAGUUGAUAAGACAAAAACAAAUUUAUUAACAAUUAGCAUAUCACCAUUUCUGUAGUCUUGUAAGAUUCUUAACGUAAUUUAGCACCAUCGAAACAUGAAUGAAAAUUCAGAUAAUCUACCAAAUGGCUCAUCAAUAUUACAUGGGUCUGGAGGCGGUGGCGGUGGUGGAGGAGGGAAUGCAGGCAUUCCCUCUGUCAACGAUUUGAAUAGUAACAAUGGAAACUACAGAAAUACAAUUGUUAUUGACAAUCAACCCAAACGGCGUGUUAGCAUAGCCUCAGAUCCUGCCGCCGAUAGUCGUGGUGGUGGUAUGGGUGCCUAUGAUAAUCCUGCUUAUGAACAGAAUCCAAGAAGAAAAAUAUCACAGACAUCACUUCACUCGCAUACUGAAAUUGGUCCCGUGCGGAGAAAAAGUAUUCUAAUUAAUGCCGGUCAUGAUAAUGAAUCAGAUCAUGGCUCCUUACACAGUUAUGAUAAUCGUCCCUACAAAAGUUCAGCGCUCGAUGCUCUUAAUGCCAAAAUCGCCCAACAUCAGCAACAGCAACAAUCCUCCAACUACAGCAGUAACGUUGAAGAAUCCUGGCUGUAUAAUUUCUGUUUGAAGUGUCGCGGCGAAGAGUCUACACCCUCAUGGGAACCACCACAUUGGCAAAAGUUAUUCCCAUAUCCCUUGUGUCCCUCUUAUCGGCAAUUUUCCCGCAUUGUAGUGCUCAUCUUGAUCGGUGUUCUAUUGUGGAUAACCGCCUAUGUGAUUAUAGGCGAAUCAGCUGCCCCUGGUGGGCAGUUAUUCAGUUUGGUAGUAUUAACGGUGGCGGCAAAUUUUGGUGGUUACUUAAUAUCGUUGACUACAUUACCGCGAUUGAUAGGCAUGCUGUUGGUGGGCAUUCUGUUUCAGAAUGUUGGCUGGACCAAUUUAGAUGGCGAUUUCUCCAAAGUCACUGCUCAUCUCCGCAAAUUUGCCUUGACGAUUAUUUUAAUUCGAGCUGGUCUCGAAAUGGAACCUGAAGCCUUUAAAAAGGUGUACAAGACUAUUCUUAAGCUGGGUAUAAUUCCCUGGAUUGUGGAAUGCUGCAUUAUAGGGGUUUCUACACAUUUUUUACUGGAUUUACCCUGGGUUUGGGCCUUCCUCUUGGGUUCCAUUAUUGCAGCCGUUUCCCCUGCGGUGGUGGUGCCAUGUCUAUUUCGUUUGCGCACCAAAGGCUAUGGCGUUGCCAAGGGUAUUCCCACUUUGAUUAUAGCCGUUGCCGGUAUCGAUGAUGCCCUCUCGGUGGCUGUAUUUGGUAUUAUCAGCAGUGUAAUGUUUUCGGAUCGUGGUAUCGGUUAUCAGAUCUCUCAGGCUCCUGUGUGCAUCAUUGGCGGUUUAGCUUUCGGUGUCAUUUGGGGUUAUAUCGCCAGAUUCUUCCCCGAAAAGGGUGAUUCCUAUGUGGUACCCAUGCGCACCAUAAUGCUGUUUUCGGGUGGUUUGGUUGCCAUCUAUGGCAGCGAAGAAAUUGGCUAUGAAGGUGCUGGUCCAUUGGCGGUGGUAUUUGCUGCCUUUGUCUCGAAUUUGUUUUGGUGCAAACAAGGUUGGGAGGUUGAAGAUAAUCCAGUUUCAACAGCCUUUGAAAUCUUUUGGAUGAUUUUCGAGCCCAUACUAUUUGGUAUUACUGGCGCCACGGUGAAGAUCAAUGAACUGGAUCCCGAUAUUGUCUCUGUGGGUGUUGGCUGUAUUAUAGGCGGUGCAGUUUUGCGCAUUCUCUGUACAGCCGGCAUUGCCUUCGGUGAUCGUCUUAAUAUGAAAGAGAAAUUCUUCGUUGCCCUUUCCUGGAUGUCAAAGGCCACCGUACAAGCUGCUUUGGGCCCAGUUGCCCUAAAGCAUUUGGAUGUCAAUGCCAGUGAGGAUGAAAAACACUAUGCCUAUGUUGUACAAACCAUGGCUGUACUUUCAAUUGUGCUAACAGCACCCCUGGGAGCCAUUCUCAUUUCUGUUUCGGGCACAAAACUGUUGACCAAGACUAAACAGCCCCAAGUUAUCGAAGGUUGGCGCCGCAGUCAUCGUCCUUCUAUGCGCGACAUUAGUAUUAUCGAUGAGGAGGAAGAGCGUGAAGACCCCGAGAUUCCCGAGGAUAAGGAAACGGCAGAUAAUACCCAGACCAAUACCCAUAUACCUCCGCUCUCCUUUUCACCUUACAAUAAGUAGAACAUAGAAAUUAUCAGUCAGUCUCUCUUUUCUGUUUAGUGUUGUUAAUUUUUUUGUUCUUUUGUGUUUUUUUUUUUUCUUGUUGAGCUAUAGUUAAAAUUUUGUGUAGAUCUUUGUUUUGCGGGGGAAAAUUUUUAUCUAGCUAAGCUAUAUAUUACAAAGUAUUUGAUUCCAGAGUAUUCAUUCCAAUAAGGUCCCUUUCUUGCAUAUUUGUUACAUGUUAAGUUCAAUGUUAAUUUGUAAUGUAAAUAAAUGCCAAACGUCAGAAAAAGCAA
Stomoxys calcitrans (stable fly) is the source of this 2969-nucleotide messenger RNA. RefSeq names its product sodium/hydrogen exchanger 9B2 (gene Nha1). The record is from RefSeq and is a predicted model, not a curated record. Gene Ontology annotation, biological process: proton transmembrane transport. Gene Ontology annotation, cellular component: membrane. Gene Ontology annotation, molecular function: antiporter activity. The transcript has 9 exons. The coding region runs from base 610 to 2694 and encodes 694 amino acids. NCBI's taxonomy places the organism in Eukaryota, Metazoa, Arthropoda, Insecta, Diptera, Muscidae.